This is a messenger RNA of Oppiella nova, 681 nucleotides long. Lineage: Eukaryota; Metazoa; Arthropoda; Arachnida; Sarcoptiformes; Oppiidae. The record is from the annotation of a GenBank genome assembly.
AUGAGUGCCAAUACAAGCGCCGACAUUAUCUCAGCGCCGGUGAAACGUCCGGUGAAGUGGUUAUCGCACGUGCGGUACGAGCACCUGGUGGCCGGUGUCAUGGGAGGUGUCGUUCCCACACUAGUCCUACACCCGUUUGAUUUAGUGAAGAUACGUAUGGCUGUGAACGAUGGACAGGUAGCCGUGCGACCCAAGUAUAACGGUUUGGUCAAUACGGUCACCACUACUGUCAGACACGAGGGCCUGUCGGGGCUGUACAGAGGGGUCACACCUAACUGCGUGGGGUCGGGUGCCUCGUGGGGCCUGUAUUUCCUCUUUUACAACUCGAUUAAGUCACGUAUGAGUGGCAACCAGACUGUGAAUUUGGGCGCCGGUAGGCAUAUGAUGGCCGCCGCUAUCGCCGGCGUUAUCACCACUUCCUUAACAAAUCCCAUUUGGGUUGUCAAGACUCAGAUGUGCCUCCAGUACGGCACCGGUAGUCAACUGGAAGCCCUCACAGCUAACUCUAAGCAAGCAUACAGCGGAAUGGUAGCUGUGAUGCGGCGGAUAUACCGUACGGAGGGUGUGCCGGGUCUGUACAGGGGGUACGUGCCCGGCAUACUCAACGUAAGUCACGGCGCCCUCCAGUUUAUGGCGUACGAGGAGCUCAAGACGUUAUACGUGACCAGUCGUGGUCUGGAU